Cololabis saira (Pacific saury) is the source of this 4435-nucleotide messenger RNA. RefSeq names its product NLR family CARD domain-containing protein 3-like. The transcript is spliced from 12 exons. Gene Ontology annotation, molecular function: protein binding. The record is from RefSeq and is a predicted model, not a curated record. The coding region runs from base 224 to 3706 and encodes 1160 amino acids. NCBI's taxonomy places the organism in Eukaryota, Metazoa, Chordata, Actinopteri, Beloniformes, Belonidae.
GGAGGCGACCGACUCUCGGUCAGAGUGAAAGAACAUCUGCCGCAACACAUGUGGAAGAACAUGCGUUAAACCCGCCCGGUGAGGUGAUCCGAAGACGGAGAACAGCUGCUGAUAACCGGAUCAAUACUUAAAAGUUUAUUUCACUCCUGAACUUUGUCUUUUGACUCUAACAGGUGAAGAUGAAGGUGUGUGUGUGAGCUGAUGUGGACGUGAAUUCAGCAGAAUGGACCAGUGUGAGGACAGAGAGGAGGGAGUCCCUCCCUCUAAAGCCUCUCUGUGUGGGGAACAUGAGAGUCGGAGCAAAGCUCAGAGGAAUCAACAUGGACCUGGACCUGGACCUGGACCUGGACCUGGACGUGGACCUGGACCUGGACCUGGACCUGGACCUGGACCUGGACCCAGCUGUGUCUCCUUGAAGAGCGACCAGUCAAAGGAAUAUGUUAUUAACUUUAAAGGAGAGCAACGUUCGGCUGUAAAUAGGGUCCAUCAGAAAAGAGACUCUCUUGAACCUGAACCCAGCUGUUUGUCCUUGAAGAGUGACCAGUCAAAGGAAUAUGUUAUUAACUUUAAAGGAGAGCAACGUUCUGCUGUAAAGAGGGUCCAUCAGAAAAGAGAGUCUCUUGAACAUGAACCCAGCUGUUUGUCCUUGAAGAGCGACCACUCAAAUGAUAGAUAUCUUAACUUUAAAGGAGACCAACAGUCUUCUUCAGAGAGAGUGGACCAGCAGAGCUCAGAGCCUCCCGGAGGUCCGUCUGUCCAGCAGCAUCAGACACAGCUGGACUCCAUCUUUCUGCUGCUGGAGGACAACAUUGUCCUGUUUGUGAAGAACGAGCUGAAGAAGAUCCAGAAGGGUCUGAGUCCAGAUUACCCAGAAUCCCUAGAGCACGUGUUGCAGGGUGAGGAUGAAGAGCAGAGGAGGGGCAGCAGAGAGGCGUUUGUGAUGAUCGCAGUGAACUUCCUGAGGAGAAUGAAGCAGGAGGAGCUUGCUGAGCGUCUGCAGAGUGGUACUUUUGCUGAAGUUUGUAAAAAGCGGCUGAAGUCUAAGCUGAAGAAGAAGGGCUGGUGUGUGUUUGAGGGGAUUGUUAAAGCAGGAAACCCAACCCUUCUGGAGCAGAUCUACACAGAGCUCUACAUCACAGAGGGAGGGACUGGAGAGGUCAACGAUGAACAUGAAGUCAGACAGAUUGAAGUAGCUUCCAGGAAACCAAACGGAGCAGAAACAACCAUCCGACAGGAAGACAUCUUUAAACUCCCACCUGGAAGAGAUGAACCAAUCAGAACAGUGAUGACGAAGGGAGUGGCCGGCAUCGGGAAAACAGUCCUAACACAGAAGUUCACUCUGGACUGGGCUGAAGGAGCCAACCAGGACAUCCAGUUCCUGCUUCCAUUCACCUUCAGAGAGCUGAAUGUGCUGAAAGAGAGAAAGUUCAGCUUGGUGGAACUAGUUCAUCACUUCUUCACUGAAACCAGAGAAAUCUGCAGCUUUGAAGAGUUCCAGGUUGUGUUCAUCUUUGACGGUCUGGAUGAGAGUCGACUUCCUCUGGACUUCCACAACAAUGAGGUCCUGACUGAUGUUACAGAGUCCACCUCAGUGGAUGUGCUGCUGACAAACCUCAUCAGGGGGAACCUGCUUCCUUCUGCUCGUCUCUGGAUCACUACACGACCUGCAGCAGCCAAUCAGAUCCCUCCUGAGUGUGUCUCCAUGGUGACAGAGGUCAGAGGGUUCAGCAACCCACAGAAGGAGGAAUACUUCAGGAAGAGGUUCAGAGAAGAGGAGCAGACCAGCAGGAUCAUCUCCCAUAUCAAGACAUCACGGAGCCUCCACAUCAUGUGCCACAUCCCAGUCUUCUGCUGGAUCACUGCUACGGUCCUGGAGAAAGUCCUGGAAACCAGAGAGGGAGGGGAGCUGCCCAAGACCCUGACUGAGAUGUACAUCCACUUCCUGGUGGUCCAAGCCAAACUGAAGAAGGUCAAGUACGAUGGAGGAGCUGGGACGGAUCCACACUGGAGUCCAGAGAGCAGGAAAAUGGUGGAGUCUCUGGGAAAACUGGCUUUUGAGCAGCUGCAGAAAGGAAACCUGAUUUUCUAUGAACCAGACCUGAGAGAGUGUGGCAUCAAUGUCAGAGAGGCUUCAGUGUACUCAGGAGUGUUCACCCAGAUCUUUAGAGAGGAGAGAAGCCUGUACCAGGACCAGGUCUUCUGCUUCAUCCACCUGAGUGUUCAGGAGUUUCUGGCUGCUCUUCAUGUCCAUCGGACCUUCAUCAAGUCUGGAGUCAACCUGCUGGAGGAACAAAGAAAGACCUUCAGGUGGUUUAAAAAAAGAGCAGAGACUGACCUCUAUCAUAGUGCAGUGGACAAGGCCUUACAGAGUCCAAACGGACACCUGGACUUGUUCCUCCGCUUCCUCCUGGGUCUCAAACUGGAGACCAAUCAGAUUCUCCUACGAGGUCUGCUGGAACCAGAACAAAGAAGUUCACAGAACAAUCAGCAAACAGUUAAAUACAUCAAGAAGAAGAUCAGUGAGGAUCUGUCUGCAGAGAAAAGCAUCAACCUGUUCCACUGUCUGAAUGAACUGAACGAUGGUUCUCUGGUGGAGGAGGUCCAACGGUCCCUGAGGUCAGGACGUCUCUCCAGAGAUAAACUGUCUCCUGCUCAGUGGUCGGCUCUGGUCUUCAUCUUACUGUCAUCAGAAAAUCUGGAGGUGUUUGACCUGAAGAAAUACUCAGCCUCAGACAAGGUUCUACGGAGACUGCUGCCGGUGGUCAAAGCAUCCAAGAAAGUUGUGUUGAGUGACUGUAACCUCUCAGAGGACAUCUGUGCAGAUCUGUCCUCAGUUCUCAGCUCUCAGUCCUCCAGUCUGACAGAACUGGACCUGAGUAACAACCACCUGCAGGAUUCAGGACUGAAGAAGCUGUGUCCUGGACUGGAGAGUCCACACUGUCACCUGGAGUCUCUCAGGCUGUCAGGCUGUCUGAUCUCAGAGGAAGGCUGUGCUUCUCUGGUCUCAGCUCUGAGCUCCAACCCCUCCCACCUGAGAGAGCUGGACCUGAGCUACAACCAUCCAGGAGAGUCAGCAGGGAAGCUUUUGUCUGCUGGACUGGAGGAUCCCCGCUGGAGACUGGAAACUCUCAGGGUCGAGCCUGCUGGACAACGAUUUCUGAAACCAGGUCCAUGGAAGUAUUCCUGUCAACUCACCAUCGACACAAACACAGUCAAUAAAAACAUAAAACUGUCUGACAACAACAGGAAGAUGAUGUUUGUGAAGGAGGAUCAGUCUUAUCCUGAUCAUCCAGACAGGUUUCAUUCCUGGCAUCAGCUGCUGUGUAGAGAAGUUCUGACGGGUCGCUGUUACUGGGAGGUCCAGUGGAGAGGAGGAGUUUCUGUAUCAGUGAGUUACAGAAGAAUCAGGAGGAAAGGAGACUCUAAUGACUGUGGGUUUGGAGGGAACCGUCAUUCCUGGAUGCUGAAAUGUUAUGAUGGUGGUCGGUACGAUGUCUUUCACAAUAACAGAGAAACACCUUCCUCCUCCUCUUCCUCAGUCUCUGACAGAGUAGCAGUGUAUGUGGACGUUCCUGCUGGAACUCUGUCAUUCUACAGCGUCUCCUCUGACAGACUGAUCCUCCUCCACACCUUCAACACCACAUUCACUGAACCUCUCUAUCCUGGGUUCGGGUGUAGUUUUGAUUCUUCAGUGACUCUUUGUUGAGUUCAGUCUCCAGAGUCUCCUCCUGUCAGAGAAACUGUCUCUGUUGAACAGAUAGUUGAGUCUGUACAUGUCUGUCUCUGUUUCCACCAGAACACCUAAAUCACACGUUGCGGAAACUGUUCUGAAUGAUUCCUUGGAAACUUCUUCCUCUUCCGGUCCUCUAAAGGUGGAAGCUGCCGUUAUUCCAGGAUCCACAUGUUGUUCUUCCGUCUGUUUCCAGUCAGAGCUUCACGGUGAACAGCAGCAUGUUGUUUCUCUGCAGCUCAGUUCAGCUGAGAUCAUUCACUUCAUGUCAGCUGCAGUUAGUUUUCCGGGGGUCGGCCUUGUUGAUUUUAAAUGUACUACCAUGAUUUUUAUGUACAUUUGUCAGUAGAAGGAGAAAUCAACAACAAUAAUUUGCUUCUAUGGUUCCUAGACUGUAGAAGAAGAACUGGACAACCCUCCAUGAAGUCAUCUGUAAUGUUGUUUUCAGCUCUUAUUUUCUCACCUGAUUAUUCAGGGAGUCAAGAAAACUGUUUGGAAAUAAGAUAUUUUUAUUGCAACCACAGAUUUUAUGGUCCAUCGUCCACUGGAUCACAUUUCUACCAAAUCUAUAUUUCUGCAGAUACCAAAUAUAAUCAGCUGUUUUCCUCCAUCAAAAGCUGUUUCAGCAUCUAGAGUGCAGACUGCAGCUCAGGGAGGUAGUUUUGUCGAUUACUGAACAAUAUUAAAGUGUUUAUGAUGUCAUCA